This is a messenger RNA of Hyaloscypha bicolor E, 1120 nucleotides long. RefSeq lists its product as uncharacterized. The coding region runs from base 1 to 1101 and encodes 366 amino acids. NCBI's taxonomy places the organism in Eukaryota, Fungi, Ascomycota, Leotiomycetes, Helotiales, Hyaloscyphaceae. The record is from RefSeq and is a predicted model, not a curated record. The transcript is spliced from 7 exons.
AUGCCUCUCACGUUUCUACCUCGUGAUGUCAUUGAUGAUGGCCUCUACAACCCUCGUGGACAGAUGCUGGCCAAUCUAUCGAUCGCCUUUGCGUGCCUUUCAUUUCUCUUCGUCACUGCACGACUAAUGACCCGAUAUUUUAUACAAAAGUCUUUAGGGCUUGAUGAUUUUCUAAUUGUCCCUGCAUUAGUCCUGGCUCUUAUGAUGGCAGUGUCGUACAACGAAGAAGCUAAAAAUGGAUUUGGGUUCCAUUCAACGCAAGUAGACAGCAAGCAUAAGAUCCUAGCCAUGAAGUGGUUCUUCGCUGCACAAUUGCUUUACAAAGUAGCAAUAUGCUUCACCAAGCUUAGUAUUUUGUCUUUCUACCUGCGAAUAUUCCCAAUUCAGAAUUUCAGAACAGCAACUUUCGCCACUGCCGCAGUUGUUGUCGCCUAUACCGUCGGAUCAGUUUGUGCGACGAUAUGGCAAUGCAAACCUAUCCCGAAAACCUGGAAUAAAUCACUCCCCGGGACAUGCAUUCAAAUCGGCGACGUGUGGUAUAGCACGAGUGUGAUGGCCAUCGUCACAGAUAUAGCUAUUAUUAUAUUGCCCGUCUACCAAAUCAGACGUCUCCAGCUUCCCCUAUUGCAAAAGAUAGGUCUAUGUUUGCUGUUUAGCUUGGGUAUUUUCGUUGUUGCUUGCACUGUCGUUCGAAUGAUCGUUGUCGGGCCUGCAAUCACCGCCAAAGACACUAUGUAUUACCAAGCAACCUCGAAUAGCUGGACCUUUCUCGAAGUCAAUGUGGCUAUCAUUUGUGCAAGCCUACCUGUCCUAAAAGCUACAAUUACUAGAUUCCUCCCUGGUUUGAUGCGCGACAAGACCACUGGCAGCAGUCGUUACGCGGACAAUACUUCGAGUAAUAUCGCCUACACGCCGAGAAGGGUCAUAUCACACAAUGCUCGGGUUAUGACGGACAACGCCAGUGACGAGGAGUUUAUUCUGGCGGAAGUUUCCAGAGUGCGGAAGACGACAGACACCAACGUCACCUACGAGGAGGCGACGUUCGGGAAGGCGAACAUCGAGACGGCAGAGUUCGGGAAGGAGAAGUCUGGGAUAGUAUAAUUUGUAGCUCAAACAGGAC